AUGGAAAAGUCAGCAUGCAGCCUGUUGAGCCAGAUCGAGCAGGAGCUCAGUGCCCUGCGGGCUCAAACAGUGCAUAACCUGGAGCAGAAGUUGGCAGAGAGGGAGGAACAGCUGAGCACAGUCAGCAGCAGAUUCCUGCAGCUCCGACAGGACUUCGAGUACAACUUGCAGCUCCUGGAUGGCCGCGAUGCCGAGUUGAUGCAGUAUGAGGCGGAGGUUGAGGGGCUGCAGUCUGGCCUGGAACAGCAGGGAUGCCUGGUGGAGGAGCUCCAAGCAUCCCUCUCCAAAGCCCAGACAGACUUGGAGAGGGAACAGCAGGUGCUGCAGUCAGCGACAGAGGUGUGGCAGUCACACCACCAACAAUUGGUCCAAGAAACCGCCCAGAUCAGCCAGCAACACGAGCAGCAGCUGCGCAGCGUAGCCACUGACUUUGAGGCAAGGCAGGGUGCUGUGCUGGCUGAACUGGCAGAGGCAAGGGCCAAGAUGGAUGUGGCAGAGGAGGCUGCGAGGCGAGUAGCGGCUGCAGAGCAGAGCUAUUCAGCAGCCACUGCUGAGCUGCAGGCGCUGCAAAGGAGCCGAGAUGCUGCAGAAAGGGAGCUCACAGAGGCGAGAGCGCAGCUUGACCGGGAGCGCAUACAUAUCCACAAUUCCAUAGCACAGCUUGAAGAGGAGAGGGGAGUGAGCGAGAGGAGGCACAAAGCAGCUGCCGCGCAGCUGCAGGCUGAGCUGGACGCGGCAACUGCUGCAGCCCAGGAAGCUGAGCGGAAAACAGAGGCGGCUGCAUGUUCUGCAGCACAGCUGCAAGCAGAGCUGAAAGCAGAGCUCGCCAGACUCUCAGGUCGGAGUGCAGCGCGAGAGGCUGCAGAGAGGGAAGGCGUGGGGAAGCUGGAAGCUGCACGGAAUGAGUGCAAGCAGCUGGAAGAGCGGCUGCGGUCCCAACACGAUGCAGAGAUGUCUGGGCUGAGGCAGCAAGUCCAAGAUUUGCAGAGGAGGCAUGAGAAGGAGUUGCAUGACCGUUCAAAGGCGGCAGCAGCUGAGAUUACUUUCUUGGAGGCCAAGAUUCAGUCCUUGGAGCAGGCACUCAAGAAGGGGACCAACGGCAUGCAGAAGCUGCAGGAGGCACAGGCAGCUUUGUCAUCGAGGGAUGCUGAGCUGGUAGCGCUGCGCGCUGAGGUGGCGGCUCUGCAGACGGGAACGCCCCAAGCUGGCGCGGCAGCCCGAUCAAAAACUCACAAAGCUGCCGCCGCAACUCCUGAAGGGUCUUCGGCGGCGGCUGCACAGCGCUAUAGUCAACUCAGUCCCGGGUGGAAUUUCCCGGAGCCAGAGUCCCCUGACUGGCUGCGGGGCGCUCUUGGGGGCGCCAACAGCGCCAGAGGAUUUGAGGAGGACGCCUCGAAGCAGCUGCGCCUUCAGAAUGCCGGCCUGCAGGCGGCACUGGAGAGAACGCAGCAGGAGAACAAGAGGCUGUGCGCUGCGCUGGCAACGCUCACUGCUGACAUGGAAGCACUCGCGCACGCCGUAAAACGCCCUGUCGCAAACUCCUCUCCCCUUGUCGCUGAGCUGGAGCGCCAGCUGGCGGAGGCGCAGCGCAGCGUGGAGCGUCUGAGCGGGGAGAACGAGCGGCUGAUGGAGAUCAGCAGCGAGCUGCGCGCGCAGCGCCACAAGGCCGACCGCGCCGCCGCCCAGGCCGGUUCUGCGCCGCAGCAGGCAGCCAAUAUGGGCGCAAUGGUGCCUGUUCAGGGCGCAGCCAGGCCACAAUAUCCUGCGCUGCCCCCCGGCUUCUUCGGCGCGCCAACCCCCGGCGGCUUCCAGCCCUACGGCGCAUCCCCCCUGCAUUUCUUCGUCGGCCCCCAGUUCCUGCCCCCUUUCUCAUUCCCCAACCCGCCAGCUCAGCAUGACUCGCGUCCGCAUCAGCAGCCAAGCACAGGAGCACAGGAAUCAUCCAGUGGGGGUGGGCAGGGGGCGGGAACCGCAGGCAAGGGUGGCAAAAGCGAUGGUGCUGACGGGGACAAGGGGUAUGAUGCUGAUGUGGCGCAGCGGCUUCGCAGAAUAGAGGCUCUGGCCGAGGAGAUAGCGCUCGCGCAGGUGCAGGGGGGUCAGAACAGGCAGCGAAUUGCCAACAACCGCAGCAGCAGACUGAGCGCCGGGCAGGAGGGCGGCGCUGAGGACGCUCAGGAGAAUGCUGGGGUUGCCGGUGCCAACAUGGCAGCGCCAAGGGUGAAUAGGGAGCGGUUGCGCGUGAUGCAGCAGAAGGCGCAGGCCCCGAAGGUUCCCAGAGUGCGCAAUUGGAACAUUGUCGACGACCAGGAAGCCUUAGCCUUAUCAUAG
Molecule: messenger RNA, 2328 nt
Organism: Coccomyxa subellipsoidea C-169
Lineage: Eukaryota; Viridiplantae; Chlorophyta; Trebouxiophyceae; Coccomyxaceae
Exons: 16
Coding region: 1-2328 (775 amino acids)
Source: RefSeq, a predicted model, not a curated record